Mauremys reevesii (Reeves's turtle) is the source of this 441-nucleotide messenger RNA. RefSeq names its product maestro heat-like repeat-containing protein family member 2B. Bases 169 to 441 code for a protein of 90 amino acids. The transcript has 3 exons. The record is from RefSeq and is a predicted model, not a curated record. Lineage: Eukaryota; Metazoa; Chordata; Testudines; Geoemydidae. Gene Ontology annotation, cellular component: cytoplasm.
UGAGAUCUUUGGCUGAAAAGAGCUUUGCAAAUGCAAGCUGCUAUUGCUGCUGUGAUGAAUUCCUCGGUCAGCAGCAGAUCAGAAUUCCAAAGCAAAAGGAAUCAGAAGAACUUUCUGAUUGUCUAGGACUACCACCAUGGGAGAAGAGGCCAGACUCACAGCACCCUGAUGCUGACCUACAGCAACGUGGCUGUCCAUGCUCCAAAAGAUCAGCUUCUCUCCCGAGUAGAGGCAGACAUCACAGGGAACAUCCUUCUCCAUUACAGAGCCAGUGGUCAGGUGCUGGGCAUCACUGUUGCGAACAAGGACGUGUACCUAAAAUUAACCCUCAUCCACAAUGUCAUGGAGAUUAGCUGUGCCAUCUUGGAGACCAGAGACUCCCAGGAGUUCGAAUUCUCGUACAAACUGGAGCUCCUUGGCUACAUGCUGGUGAGUGAUUAG